Eptesicus fuscus (big brown bat) is the source of this 1074-nucleotide messenger RNA. RefSeq names its product glucose-6-phosphatase catalytic subunit 1 (gene G6PC1). The record is from RefSeq and is a predicted model, not a curated record. Gene Ontology annotation, biological process: gluconeogenesis; glucose 6-phosphate metabolic process. Gene Ontology annotation, molecular function: glucose-6-phosphatase activity. The coding region runs from base 1 to 1074 and encodes 357 amino acids. The transcript has 5 exons. Lineage: Eukaryota; Metazoa; Chordata; Mammalia; Chiroptera; Vespertilionidae. Gene Ontology annotation, cellular component: membrane.
AUGGAGGAAAGCAUGAACGUCCUUCAUGACUUUGGGAUCCAGUCAACACACUACCUCCAGGUGAAUUACCAGGACUCCCAGGAUUGGUUCAUCCUGGUCUCUGUGAUCGCAGACCUCAGGAAUGCCUUCUAUGUCCUCUUCCCCAUCUGGUUCCAUCUUCGAGAAGCUGUGGGCAUCCAACUCCUCUGGGUCGCUGUGAUUGGAGACUGGCUCAACCUCAUCUUCAAGUGGAUUCUCUUUGGGCAGCGCCCGUACUGGUGGGUGCUGGACACCGACUACUACAGCAAUUCCUCUGCACCACUGAUAAAGCAGUUCCCUGUCACCUGUGAGACUGGACCAGGGAGUCCCUCCGGCCAUGCCAUGGGUACAGCAGGUGUAUACUAUGUGAUGGUCACAUCCACCCUCUCUAUCUUUCGGGGAAAGAAAAAGCCCACCUACGGAUUUAGGUGUUUGAACAUCGUUUUGUGGUUGGGAUUCUGGGCUGUGCAGCUGAACGUCUGUCUGUCACGAAUCUACCUUGCUGCUCAUUUCCCCCAUCAGGUGGUGGCCGGAGUCUUGUCAGGCAUUGCUGUUGCUGAAACUUUCCGCCACAUCCAGGGCAUCUACAAUGCCAGUCUCAAGAAAUAUUUCCUCAUUACCUUCUUCCUGUUCAGCUUUGCCAUUGGAUUUUACCUGCUGCUGAAGGGGCUGGGUGUAGACCUCCUGUGGACUCUAGAGAAAGCCAAGAGGUGGUGUGAGCGGCCGGAAUGGGUUCACAUUGACACCACGCCCUUUGCCAGCCUCCUGAAGAACCUGGGGACCCUCUUUGGCCUCGGGCUGGCUCUCAACUCCGGCAUGUACAGGGAGAGCUGCAAGGGUCAACGCAGCAAGUGGUUCCCAUUCCGCCUCGGCUGCAUCGUGGCCUCGCUCGUCCUCCUGCACCUCUUCGACUCUUUGAAACCCCCAUCCCAAGUCGAGAUGGUCUUUUACGUCCUGUCCUUCUGCAAAAGUGCAGCAGUGCCCCUGGCAUCUGUCAGUCUCAUCCCCUACUGCCUGGCCCGGAUCCUGGGCCAGUCAGACAAGAAGUCUUUGUAA